Yarrowia lipolytica CLIB122 is the source of this 1248-nucleotide messenger RNA. The record is from RefSeq and is a predicted model, not a curated record. NCBI's taxonomy places the organism in Eukaryota, Fungi, Ascomycota, Dipodascomycetes, Dipodascales.
AUGAUGCACCAAAAGUACCAGCACCAGAUUCAGCAGCAGAGGAUGCAGCAACAAAACCGAGUGCGACAGCUACAGCAAUCUCCUGGUAGUGCUGGUGCUGCAAAGCGCACUGCCCCAGGUACAGACAAGCGGGCCAUUGUUAUCCAACAGCAGCGGUUCAAGCUUGCAGCGCCCCCACCUCCGUUCAAAACUCUGCAACAGCCGACAUACAACCCGCUCGACAAGCGAUUGCGGGCACUACUAACACAGACAGCUCUGGGACGAGUCGAAAAUGCUCAGUCUCUGUACCAGAGCAGACAGACGGGUCUUGGAAUUCCGGCCAAGGUUUCUCCUCGUAAUGCUGUUUUCCUGGAGCUCGAGCCGUAUGGCACGCUCAAGGUGAACAAGAAGUUAGGAGAGGGAGGAUUUGCAAGCGUCUACCUGGCUGAGGAGGUGAAUAACGGAAAGAAGAACCAGGCUCUGGCGCUCAAGGUGGAAAAACCAGCUUCGAUCUGGGAGUUUUAUAUCCUCUUCAAGUUGCGUGGGAACAUGGGAAUUGGCCCGCUUCAGACCCCGCCGCUGAGGAUUCAUUCCGCUCAUUUAUUCAAGGAUGAGUCUGUCUUGGUGAUGGAUCGUUUCAAGGGUACAAUUCUAGAUGCUGUCAACAAAAUGUCAGGCCAGAUUGGUGAGGGUAUUGCUCUCAUGUGGACCCUGGAUCUACUCAUAUCUGUGGAGUCCAUGCACCAUAACGGCAUCUUACACUGUGAUAUCAAGCCUGACAAUAUCAUGGUGGACAACUCGGAGGGUCGUCAAGCUAUCAUCAUCGACUAUGGACGUUCUUUGGACAUGAGCAUGUUCCACGAUAAUGUGGCCUUUGUGGCAGAUUGGGAUACGGACAAUCAGGACUGUUACGAGAUGCGCAAGCGCCAGAGAUGGACCUACCAGACGGACUUUUACGGGGUAGCUGCGUGUAUUUUUACCAUGCUCCACGGGUCCUUCAUCGAGACCACUUUUAGGGAUGGCCGUCACCAGUUUGCCCGAGGCUGGAAAAGAUACUGGCAGCAGGACAUUUGGCUGCCCUUGGUGGACUUUCUGUUGAAUCCUAACAAGGUCUGUAGCAUUCCGACAGGUGAGUUCAACUGGCCUCGUGACUGCGAGAAGACAAAGAAGCAGCUCGAGGCUCACAGGCGGGCCAUUGAGGCCUACCUCGAUGCCAACCCCAAGGUUGUGAGUGAUCCCCUGCGGUCUAUUCGAGAGGUGCUAAAAUGA